CUUCAGAGACGGUUCCCGGCUUGGGGAGCGCGAAAAUUGUAGAAUGAUCGGAACCUUCACUGCUGCAACUGCAGAUUAUUGGUCGGAGAUUGAUCACCGCUAGGGUUUCUCUGAGUUAUCUCUAAUCUCAUGGAGGACUUCGCCUUUCACGAUGGUAACGUUUGCGGUUUGCUCGAGAGCAGGCACAUCAACUUUCGUCAAGAUCCCACCUAUAGUUUGCCGAUGCACUCAUCAUUCAUCCAAAGACUCUCCCAGGAAAAGGAACUGGAGGGGCACCAGGGGUGUGUCAAUGCAGUGGCCUGGAAUUCUCGUGGUUCGCUUUUGAUAUCUGGAUCAGAUGAUACGCGGAUCAACAUUUGGAGCUAUUCUGGUCAAAAGCUAUUGCACUCUGUGGAAACUGGGCAUUCUGCAAACAUAUUUUGUACAAAAUUUGUUCCUGAAACUUCUGAUGAGCUUGUGGUCUCAGGAGCUGGGGAUGCAGAGGUGCGAUUGUUUAAUUUAUCUCGCUUGAAAGGGAGAAGACAUGAUGAUAGUCCCAUAGCUUCAUCUGCUUUAUAUCAGUGUCACACCAGAAGAGUAAAAAAAUUAGCUGUUGAAAUAGGGAAUCCAAAUGUAGUAUGGAGUGCUAGUGAGGAUGGGACUCUUAGACAGCAUGACUUUCGAGAGGGGAUGUCCUGUUCUCCCGAGGGAGCUUCUCACCAAGAAUGUCACAAUGUUCUUAUUGAUUUGCGGUGUGGAGCAAAGAGGUCACUUGCUGAUCCUCCCAGACAAACCCUUGCUUUGAAAUCCUGUGACAUUAGUUCCACUAGGCCUCAUUUACUUCUGGUUGGUGGAAGUGACGCAUUUGCACGGUUAUAUGAUAGAAGGAUGUUGCCACCCUUGUCGUCCAGCCAGAAAAGGAUGUCGCCACCUCCUUGUGUUAACUACUUUUGCCCAAUGCAUCUCUCUGAACGGGUUCGACCGGGUUUGCAUUUGACUCAUGUUACUUUUAGUCCGAAUGGAGAAGAGAUCCUUCUUAGCUAUAGUGGAGAACAUGUAUACUUGAUGAAUGUAAAUCAUGCUGGUUUAGGUACAAUGCAGUAUACAUCAGGAGAUGUUUCUAAAUUAAUGAGUUUCACUCCCAUACUCAACGGAUUGGAAUUGCAGCAUCCUGUUCCGAAUCUUUCUAACGGCUUGCCUUUAAAUGGUGGUGUUAAUGCGAAGCUUGAUAAAUGCAGAAAAUUAUUACAAAUUGCUGAAAAAUGCUUGGAGGGUGGCAACUACUUCGGUGGAAUUGAGGCAUGUAAUGAAAUUUUGGAUGGAUUUGGUCGUAUUAUUGGAGUUAUUCUCAAGCACGAUUCAUUAUGCACACGUGCUGCUUUAUUGCUCAAGCGGAAGUGGAAAAAUGAUGUUCAUAUGGCCAUAAGAGAUUGUUACAGUGCUAGGAAAAUAGAUAAUUCUUCUUUCAGAGCACAUUACUACAUGUGUGAAGCUCUAUCACAGCUAGGUAGACAUAAGGAAGCCCUAGAUUUUGCCUUUGCUGCUCAGUGUUUAGCCCCAUCUAAUCCCGAAGUGGCAGAGAAGGUGGAAAGUGUAAAGAGGGACCUCGCUGCAGCUGAAUUGGAAAAAUCAAAUAAAGACAAUGAUGGAGCUAUAAGAUCAGCACCGUUAGGUGGUGUAUUAUCAUUAAGUGACCUUCUUCACCGCUCAGAUGCAAACAGUGAUGUUUCACAAGAUGGGGUGAGAUCAGAAAGAGAAGAUUCUGACUAUGAUGACGAGGUGGAGCUGGACUUUGAAACCUUAUCAGGUGAUGAAGCCCAAGACGUCGAUUCUAACGUUCUACAUGGAAGUGUAAAUCUUAGAAUACAUAGACGAGUUGAUCCAGCAAUAGAAAGGGUUGGCGCGAAUGGCUCCUGUGGGUCUCCUUCAUCGUCACACAAUGAUGGAAUACUCUAUCAGCCUGAACCUGUCAUUGAUAUGAAGCAAAGAUAUGUCGGUCAUUGCAAUAUCGGAACUGAUAUUAAACAAGCUAGUUUUCUUGGGCAAAGAGGUGAAUAUGUUGCCAGUGGAAGUGAUGACGGGAGAUGGUUUAUUUGGGAGAAGAAAACUGGUAGACUGAUUAAAAUUCUUGUUGGAGAUGGAGCUGUUGUGAAUUGCGUCCAGAGUCAUCCAUUUGAUUGUGCCAUUGCUACUAGCGGGAUCGAUAAUACCAUUAAGCUAUGGACUCCAACUGCUCCAGUCCGAUCAGUCGUAGCCGGUGGAGGGAUUGGACCGCAGGCUGCCGAUGUGUUGGCUGCAAUAGAGAACAAUCAGCGCCGACUCUGCCGUAAUAGAGAAGCCAUACUGCCUUUUGAAAUUUUAGAGCGGUUUAGGAUGCAUGAUUUCUCAGAAGGAAGCCUUCAUCCAUUUGAAUGUGCUCAGAGUUGAUGAUAUGUAGGGGAUGCACGCAGAAAUUGGAAUAGUGAUAGUUGGUGGAGUAGCAGUUAGCACACCGAACAUUUUGUUCUAACAGACACUCCUAUGAGAAGUCUGGUUCAAGCUCUCUUAAUAUAGAACAUUUACCAGCCAAGCUAGUACUAUUCAAUUUUUGUUCUUUCUAUUGCCUUGUAAAUUAUUGUAAAUUUUGCUGCAUUUUUUUUUUCCUUUGACAAUUUGCUGUUUUUGCCAUUACAAUUUCCUUGCUUAUUUUAAUGUACAGAAUAAGAUGAAGCAGGAAGCGGGCAAAUCAAGUUCAAGUAUGUAUAUCAUGUUAUCUGGUCUUUCUUCCCAUUUUGAGCAUGCAUUUUUGGAUGUAUAGUAAAUAAUUUCAACAGAAUCAAAGAAAACGAUACACAUAUUUACAAAAAUCACACUUUUCUUUUAUAUAAAAAUUAAAAAAAACAUCUCUAAAAAUUUAAAUAUAUCUGGCCAGUUUAAGGAAAUAUUUCAAGAAAGUAAACCAAUCAAAAUAACUAACAACUAACCUAUAUUCCAUUUGUCUAACAUUCCUGUUAAAAAAAAUUACUGAAAAAAGCUUAAUUUUUUACGAUUAUGUGUGGAUUUAUUUUGAUAGUAAAAAAAUGGUUAUUACAAACACUGUUAUUAGUAUUCACAUUUAAUAGGCAUAAUUUUUCUAAAUGAUAUCAUCCACAUAUUUCCGGUGUUUUCCCAUGCGAAGUUGUCCUCCCAUUAGUGUUCUCUCUCUCCCUUCAUUUACUACAUUGAUUUAAUGUUAAUAUUGUUACUUAAUAUGGCCCUGUUGAAGUGAUGAGGAAUGAUAAUGAGAAGGUGAAUAAUCAACCUCAGGUGGGUGGAGUAUGGAUUUUGGGAAGCAUGUCGAAGUGUUAAUAAUACAUGCUUUAGAAAUUGUACACAUCCUAUACAAUUUCAGACUCCCUAUUGCUUCCACUGGUUGAGCAAGAUCACACUGUUGUGCGGGAAGAAUUAUCAUUAGUUACUGCACUGCAGGAAUGCCCUUUACUACCCCCUAAAGAAGGAAGAGCUCCCUGUCCCUCCCUAGUGGCAUUCAAGCCAGGUUUCAUGAAUGGAUCGAGAAUUGUCAUGAAAAUUUGGUCCAUGAAUUUAUUGAAUUCAUUUGGUUCAUCUUCCAUAUUGAUCUGGCAUUCGAUAUCAGUAAACAAGAGAGAGAUUAGGAGGAGGCAGGGGUUGUAGAGGUGGCAUUAAAAGCUUUGGUGACAUCUGUGGGUCUUGCUGUCCGUUGGAGGGUUGAUGAACUAAGAGAUCCAAGAACAUUAUUAUCCUUUCUCUAAGAUCAUUAAUAGCAAGGGGAUCGUUGUAGGUAAUCGAUCUUACAAGAAACUUUUGUUUUUCGUGAUUCACAUGGGAGGUGGUCUAGGCCAUUGAUGAAAGGGCUAAAAACCGAGUAGGAUUCUUCUCUUCCCCUAAAAAUGAUAAUGUUUCUUUCUUUCUAAUCAGAGGAACUGGUGUUCUAUUAUUUGUUAUUUAUCAGCAAUGUGAGAUCGGCAAUAAAUGCCGAAAUACAAUUCAUGGCCAGAA
Cucurbita pepo subsp. pepo (vegetable marrow) is the source of this 3975-nucleotide messenger RNA. Lineage: Eukaryota; Viridiplantae; Streptophyta; Magnoliopsida; Cucurbitales; Cucurbitaceae. The record is from RefSeq and is a predicted model, not a curated record.